This is a messenger RNA of Sus scrofa (pig), 3063 nucleotides long. The record is from RefSeq and is a predicted model, not a curated record. Lineage: Eukaryota; Metazoa; Chordata; Mammalia; Artiodactyla; Suidae.
AAAUGCUUCAUAGUCAAGAUAAAUACACCCAACUCCCUAAAGUUUGACGCGGUACUGCAUCAUGCACGGGUUUGGUAAACUGGAGCUGUUGCCAUCGCUCUCUUACAAGCUGGGACUGUCUUCUGCGGAAGGGGGCGAUACUGGAACAGUUCAGUUACUGAAGUAGCAGUUCGGUUACUCCCAGUACCCCUGUGACUGCGGUGGGGAAGGGACCUAGGAGAGGGGGAUCAGGCUGUGCAGGUCAAGUGUCCGGGAGGUCAGUAAAGCAGGAGAAAUAGGGGCGUAGUGGAUGGGGUGUAGACCAAGGAAGGGAUGCCAGCGAUAUGGGGGAAAUACUUAAGUCACGCGAAUACGCUCGAAACCGAAGGGUUAAUAACCAGACACUUCCAUGUAGUUUCAGCUCCGCCCUGAAAUGCCAGCCCAGUACCCCCUCAGUGCUCACCUCGCGCGCCUGUCCAACCUCACGCAGUUUAGUCCCAUGCUCUACCUCACUGGCCUCCCUGGGUUGGAAGCCAUGCAGCCCUGGAUUUUCAUCUUCCUUUUCCUCCUGUACCUCGUGGCCAUCUCAGGCAACUGCCUCAUCCUGAUGAUUAUCAAGACCAGCCCUCACCUGCACGCCCCCAUGUACCACCUCCUCUCCUUUCUGGCCCUCACGGACCUGGGCCUGUCCGUGUCCACCCUGCCCACCACGAUGGGCAUCUUUUGGUUCAACUCCCGUGGCAUCUACUUUGGAGCCUGCCAGAUGCAGAUGUUCUGCAUCCACUCCUUUUCCUUCAUGGAGUCCUCAGUACUGCUGGUCAUGUCCUUUGACCGCUUUGUGGCCAUCUGCUACCCCCUCAGGUACUCGGCCCUCAUCACUGGCCAGAGAGUGGUCAGGGCCGGCCUGGUUGUCAUCCUCCGGGGACCUGUAGCCCUUGUGCCCAUUGUUCUCCUCCUGAGGACGUUUCCUUACUGUGGGUCUCGCGUCCUCUCCCAUUCGUUCUGUCUACACCAGGAGGUGAUACACUUGGCCUGCACGGACACCACCUUCAACAACCUGUACGGGCUGACGCUGGUCAUGUUCACUGUGGUGCUGGACCUGGUGCUCAUUGCUCUGUCCUACGGCGUCAUCCUGCACACGGUGGCGAGACUGGCCUCCAAAGAGGAGCGGCUCCGAGCCUUCCAAACCUGUACUUCACACCUCUGCGCUGUGCUGGUGUUCUUUGUGCCCAUGGUGGGGCUGUCCCUGAUUCACCGCUUUGGGAAGCAGGCGCCACCUGCCGUCCACCUUUUUAUGGCCAACGUCUACCUCUUCGUGCCCCCCGUGCUGAACCCCAUCAUAUACAGUAUUAAGACCAAGGAGAUUCGCCAUGUCCUCUGCAAGCUCCUGGGUCUUAGAAACCAGGCUGAGUCCUGGGGCUCACCAGUCUCUGGGAUGCCCAGAAGAGGAUCCCGAAUCAGGCCAAAGGGUUGCAGCAGGUAGUAACUAUUUCCCUAUGUUUCCCCAGUUCUCUUUCACGGCCCUAAAUAAAACACGGGGGUAUUUCUUGCUUGAGUUCAGGUUAGGAAUGUGACCUUCUCUUGCUUAAAUUAUAAUACCUCCUCUUUAUAGGAGGACUAGAUAUUUUGAGAGCAAUUCUGCUUCUUGUAAUAAAUUGUAUAUUGCAUUUCAGACUUGGUGCUAAUGGUACAUGGUGUGCCAUUAAAACACAUCCAUCCUUUGAUUAGGAAAUACUGUUAUCACUAAGGAAAACACAGCCAUCCCUUGAUUGAGUAGGAAGUACCAUUACCGUUCAUUAAAACACAGCCAUCCCUGGAGUAGGAAAUAUCAUCAUCAUUAUUUUACUGGGGAGAAUGUAGAGGCAAGUAACUAUAUCAGACCCUUAGAUCCAGAAUCGCAGGACUUGUCUUUGGAGCCUCCCUCCAGGCACCCCUGGAUUUAGUAUGUAAUAACCUGAUCUGAGCAGGGAACAGGCUUUGUCGUUGUUUCUGCUUCAAGGUACACGUACUGAUCCGCACUUUUCGUCAUACCUGCUAAGGAAACGUUGCUCUAGAGUUUACCUUGUUAAAGUUACACAAGUGGUAUCAGGCCUCCAGCCUGGUUUCUGAUGGGGAGAUAUCUUUGAAAACACCGAGACCAAAAUAAAUAAUAAUAAUAAUAACCAACUAAACAAACAAAAAAAUGAAGGAGCAGAUCAGUCCAUCAUUCCACUCUUAGAUUAGAUUUCAAAAGAAAGAAAUAUCAGGAGGUACAGUAAAGGAAGCGGCUUUAAAGACGUCGCUUCCGUAGAAUGAACUAGUAUGAGUCUGUGAGAGACACCCGAGGAUGACCCCAGAGGGACCCGGGGGACCUGAGAAGAUGCUUGAGGCCUGGGGUUCCCAGUAGUGAGACCUGGUUCCAUGAGGGGCUCAAGUUUAAAGAGGAGUAAGAUAGCACGUCUCCUGGUCUACCGACAUGUAGAGGGUUUCACGUGACGGCAAUGAGGAGACCUUGGCUUUCCCAAGGGUGCACGAGGAAACUCUGUGGGCAUCCUUCCCUGGUUAGAAAAAUGAGCGGUAAUUCCUUCUAUAGGAAAGGCUUCAAGAGGUGAGGUCGAAGAAGACAAUUUGGGAGUGACUGUAUUUCUGGGAACCUGGGCAUUCUGUUAACGGUGCCUCCGUGCCGUGCUGGCCACCGCCUCCGCAGGCCAGCAGCUCCAGGCCUUCCGCACCUGCGUCUCCCACCCCCUGGCCGGGCUCUGCUUCUCCGGGCCCGAGCUAGGCCUGUCCAUCAUGCCUAGAUUCGGGCACCACGGCCCAGCCCUGGCGCGCAUCCUCACGGGCCCUGUCUCUGUGCUCUCCCGCCCCCGAUGAGCCCCGUUAUCUGUAGCGUCAAAAGACCCAGCAGAUCCCCAGGGUCACCCUCAAGGCGGCCUCGCUGGGGAGGCUCCAGGGAGACAACGGGGAUGGACCACGGCGACGGAACCUGAGCAAUGAGUUCACGCGUCUUUGCAGAGCGUUCUUACCACCAGGGGAUUUCGGCUUGCUCAUCUUAGUUUGUUCAUUUGGUCGUAUAUCAUGAAUUCACGCGAACGUUAAAAUAAA